AUGGCCAGCCUGCCUCCUUUUGAAGGAACCGCUAUCCCGGCCAGCACUCCUGCCUUCCAGAGGCUCCGGGAUUAUAUUUUGGAAGGUCGAGAGGCUCAGAUUGGGGAGUUGCGAAUUGCUUCUUCCGAGGGUCCUGAGGUCUCUUGUCAGAUAACCGUGGUCGGCGAGUUCGAAGGCCAGUUUCUGGUCGCAGUGCCGCAGGGAGCAUGGCACAGGGUGGCAGGGCGCAGAUACCUGCCUCGCGAGACACUCGCUCGGCCGGUGCAGGCCGAAGUGCUUGCAUCGUCGGAGGAAAAUCCUUCCGAACCUCACAGCCUUUGGCGGAUGAAGGUCUGGCUAGGCAUGCUGCAGCCCAACCUCGAAGACUCCGUGGACUUUGCCCUCGAGGGCGAGCUGCAGCCCGAUGUAGUGUUUACAGGAUUUGGCUCACGAUCGCAAGUGCGUAUGCUGCCCUAUGGACCUUCUCUGAGCGCCAUAGCGGCGGAUCAUUUCGCCUUUCUCACUGCAGCGGAGGACCCUAUCGAGGAGGGUGGCAGCGAGAAUGCCGGAGGGGUCGAGGACCAGGCUUGGGAGCAGAGGCUCCGAUCUUUGGAGCAAGGCAUGCGACAACUUCAGACGAGCAUGCAGGCGCUGGUGGAUGGAGUCCCUUUGUCUCGCGAGGAGCCGGCAGGUCCAUCCGCAGAGGCAGCUACAGCCGCUGGAGUUGGGGCGCUUUUAGGUGCUCCCCCCGGUCUGACUCGGCCGCCGCGACUAGCAGGAUUGGAUCCUGGAGUAGUGGAUGCCGCCCGAGCUGCGGGGGUUCCGGAAAGUCAGCUGGUCAAAAUGUCGCAGAUGGCUGCGUCGGGACGCGGCAGGCUCGGUGGACGGGCGCGAGCAGCAGAUCCGCUAGACGAGUCAGACGACGAGGUGGCUCGGGGCGCUGGAGAAGGGGAUGCCCUGACUUCCGGGAGCCAGGCCUCUCAGGCGAUGAUUCAAAUCAGCCAAGUCCUGAAGGCUAUGCACUCCGAGAGAGAGAAGCGGAGCGAUUUGGAAGAGUUGCUAGACCGCGCCGAUGGCGCAGGCGACGCCCUAGGAGGAUCUGGGAGUUCGGGAAGAUCGAAGACAGCUGCAUUUCACAAGCUUCGCGGCAUUCUGAGGAACUCGCCGGAACUGAUAGCUGCUUCAAUCGAGGGUCUCAUAGCAGAGGACUUUUCGCUCGCCCAGAGCGGGCCGAGCUUGGAGGAUCGCAAGUGCACUGUGAGAGGCUGGGUCGAGCACCGAUCACACCUUCAGCAGUUUGCAGGUCCGAUCAGGAGUGCGUGGACCUUGGCUUCCAUCGUGGACCAGUUGAACAACGAUCAGCCCGAGGCCGCGAAAGCCACUGCACUGCUGGCCCUGGCAUCGCUGGAUCAGGCGGCGAUCGAUCAGGGAAACUGGCUUUUAGCCAGCGAGUUUUCAAUGCAGCCAUCUCCGCCUUUCAGUGCGUUCCAGCGACCCCGAACACUCGAUCCCUUGGAAAGCAGGCAGACAAAGAUCAUCGACCCGAGAUGGAUCUCUGUGUUCAUGUCUCGGCUGAAGGAACGAGAUGCAUUCCACACGGCCAAAAAGAAUCUUUCGGGCCAGGGAUCUUCGGCCCCUCCGGGGGGCACAGCUUCGGGAGAUGCUCCCCGAGGUCCGCCCAUCAACGUCUUUCGUGCUUUGCCGCUCUGCGCCAUCUCCGCCUUGGGGCAGUUCUCAGAGGCGGCGCUGGAGAGCGGUAGUGCCUUCGACUUUAAAGACAGGGAGUGCGAGGACAUGAGAGCCGUCCGGGAGCUAGUGCGCCGAGCUUUAAAGGCUGCGGUAGCGGGCGUGGCACAGUGGACAUCGGGGGUUCGGGUCCGAGACCCCGUCGAGCUGGGGCUCAAUGCUGUCGUUCUCAUCCUUGACUGGUUGUUCUUGGGGCAACCUCCCGUGAUUGCUCGAGGGCAUCGCAUGAGCCUCGGAGAGCCAUUGACCUCGAUUCAAUCCAAGGCGUUGUGCUCUCUGCGACAGGGAGUCGAGGACUGGAAUCGGUCAGGUCCUUUUGGGCCCGAGGAGCUAGGGCGCAGCGCGCCGAAGUUUGAGAGCUUGUAUGACAUGCUCCGUGCCUGUCAGGAGGAGUACGGAAGGCUUCCCCCUGGUGCUGACUUGGAGGAGGCCGUUUUCAGCUUCAGCCUUCCUUGUCAUGUGCUCCCUGUUGAGCCUGAUCGCUUGAACUUUGUCGGUCGCCCGAGUUUCGAUCCGCGUCCUUACCUUGAUACUGCCAAUCGGCGAACUUACGAGGACCCCAUCCGUUUUGCCGAGCCACUCUCUGAGGAAACUCGGCUCCCUCACGUUGCAGUCCAGGCAAACAAGGAUCAAGCGAGGCGUUUGCUGAGGCUCCUUGAUUCUUCGGGUCGGCUUGAGUUGUUUGCCAGGGGAGAUGUCAGGCCAGGGGUCCGAAGCGGACUUUUCUCAGUACCGAAAGACGGCCAGCGAGAUAGGAUGGUGCUGGACGCUCGGCCUCCGAAUGCUCUCGAAAGCAGCGAGUCUAGAUGGAUUAAGUCCCUGGGCACGCUUGAGCAGAUCCAGUUCAUGCAUCUUCCAGAUGACUGUGAUCUCGAGGUUCAUGCUGAGGACCUUAGGGAGUUUUAUCACAGCUUCAUUGUCUCGCCCAUUCGGGCGGCCCGGAACGUGCUUGCGCUUGAGUUUUCUUACGAAGAUGUGGCGCAUUUGUCGGUAUGCUCCAAGUCGAUGCGAAACCAGGUCCUCAUCCCAGCUCUGCGGACCAUGGCGAUGGGCGACACGAAUGCCGUUCCUCCGAGUCUUGAUUACGAGCCCCGAGGAGUCAGAAUCAUGCGGGAAGUAAUCGAAGGCUACCGAUCCAGCGGGCUCCCCCGGCAUGAAGGCAAGGCGGUCUCGCGGGCGAGUGUUGGGGACUUCUGGGGCGGGCAGCUCGACGGAAAAACGGGCAUCCUCCGCCCUUGA
Symbiodinium necroappetens is the source of this 2964-nucleotide messenger RNA. Lineage: Eukaryota; Dinophyceae; Suessiales; Symbiodiniaceae. The record is from the annotation of a GenBank genome assembly.